This is a messenger RNA of Vespa mandarinia (Asian giant hornet), 1143 nucleotides long. RefSeq names its product pyruvate dehydrogenase E1 component subunit alpha, mitochondrial. Gene Ontology annotation, biological process: pyruvate decarboxylation to acetyl-CoA. Lineage: Eukaryota; Metazoa; Arthropoda; Insecta; Hymenoptera; Vespidae. The record is from RefSeq and is a predicted model, not a curated record. Gene Ontology annotation, molecular function: pyruvate dehydrogenase (acetyl-transferring) activity. Gene Ontology annotation, cellular component: intracellular membrane-bounded organelle.
AUGGUUCUUAUCGCUCAAUUGUGGUAUGGCAAAAGAAGCGACUGUAGAAAUGGUAUGCUUACGUCAUUGACGAAUCUUAAAUUCAAUCAUAAUUUCAUCUUAAGAAGUUAUGAUCUCUAUAGAUUAGAAAAAGGACCACCGCAAAAGGCAACAUUCAAUGAUGAGGAUGCCACUUAUAUUUUGAAAACGAUGCACUAUAUACGAAGAAUGGAAAAUAAAAUAGCUGAGAUGUACAGGUUGCGACUGAUCAAUGGAUUCUGUCAUUUAUACGCUGGCCAAGAAGCUGUUGCAAUAGGCUGCAAAAUGGCAUUAAAGGACAAUGAUACUCUAAUAACAGCUUAUCGCUGUCAUGCUUUCGCUCUGCUUUUCGGUGGAUCUGCUCGUACAAUUAUGGCAGAAUUAAUGGGACGAAAAACUGGUAUUUCCAAAGGCAAAGGUGGAUCUAUGCAUAUGUACGCACCAAAAUUUUAUGGAGGUGAAGGAAUCGUCGGUGGACAGAUACCAAUAGGUACAGGUCUUGCAUUUGCCCAUAAAUAUAACGGCAUUGACGGAGUAUCCAUUUCAUUAUACGGUGACGGUGCAGCCUCUCAAGGUCAGAUAUACGAGGCAUGGAAUAUGGCCAAAUUAUGGAAUCUCCCGGCCAUAUUUAUCUGUGAGAAUAAUCAAUAUGCCAUGGGUACACAACUCCAUCGUCAUUCAGCUAAUACAAAGUUCUACACUCGAGGUGAUUUAAUACCUGGUAUAAAGGUCGACGGAAUGAAAGUGAUUAACGUUCGAGAAGCUGUAGUAUUUGCCAGAGAUUAUGCAAUUCAUAAUGGUCCAAUCAUUUUAGAAGUAUCAACUUAUCGUUAUUAUGGACAUAGCAUGAGUGAUCCUGGUGUUGGAUAUCGUACCAGAGAUGAAAUUAAAUCCGUACAAAGUGAACAAGAUCCUAUCUUGCUUUUCACAAAACUUGUCGUUGAUAAUGGACUGAAAACUCAAAAUGAAGUUGAGGAAAUACGAAAAGAAAUGCAUAAGGAAGUUGACGCUGAGGCGGAAUUAGCAAAAGCCGAUCCAUGGCCAGAAUUGACUGAAAUUGCAAAGGAAGUGUAUUCUAAAACAUUGGAAAAAUUAAGGGGUAAAGCACCCUGGGAAACCUAUUGA